Molecule: messenger RNA, 2917 nt
Organism: Pogonomyrmex barbatus (red harvester ant)
Lineage: Eukaryota; Metazoa; Arthropoda; Insecta; Hymenoptera; Formicidae
Gene: slo
Product: calcium-activated potassium channel slo
Biological process (GO): potassium ion transmembrane transport
Cellular component (GO): postsynaptic membrane
Molecular function (GO): large conductance calcium-activated potassium channel activity
Source: RefSeq, a predicted model, not a curated record
CGUAGGUUGUGCUUCACAAAACUGAAGCUCCUGUUGUUGGCCAUCGAGAUAAAGGGCGAAGGAGGCUCCGAUAGUAAAAUCUCGAUUAACCCACGUGGUGCCAAGAUCGCUGCAAAUACUCAGGGAUUCUUCAUUGCUCAAUCUGCUGACGAAGUAAAGCGGGCGUGGUUCUACUGCAAAGCAUGCCAUGAGGAUAUUAAAGACGAGACUCUGAUCAAGAAGUGCAAGUGCAAAAAUUUGGGGCAGCAGCAACGUUCCUGGGGCCGGGACUUAGUGGCCACAUUCCGGAAAGGCGUGCGAGCUGUUCAGAUGGUUGGAAGAGCAAGUGAAGACUUCUCGUACGCAAACGACCACCAUCCUCCCCCCACAUUCACUCCGCCAGAACUGCCCAAGAUGGUUCACGUAAGAGGUGAGAUCAGCCGUGAACGAGACGAUCCGAAUGUUAUGAGAAAUCAUCGGAACUCCGUCGGGAUGACCAUGAUGAAUUCGACGAAGCAGGUCAAUAAAGUAAAGCCAAACGUGAAUCGAGCGACGAAUGACAGUCUGUCCAGCCCGAAUCAGCCAUAUAAUCAGAGAUCGCAAGAGGAGUCCGCAUACGCUGGCUACCAUCUCGCCUACGAAGUCAAAAAGCUCAUGCCAACGAGCAGAGCCUCGGGUGGCACGAACGUUAACAACAAUGGCGGUCUUCAGGUCGGGAUCGCUGAUGAUCAAGCGAAAGAUUUCGAUUUCGAGAAGACCGAGAUGAAGUACGACUCGACGGGGAUGUUCCAUUGGAGUCCUUCCCGUAAUCUCGAAGACUGCAUACUGGAUCGUAACCAGGCGGCGAUGACAGUUCUUAACGGACAUGUCGUCGUCUGCCUGUUCGCCGAUCCCGACUCGCCUCUCAUCGGACUGAGGAAUCUUGUCAUGCCAUUACGAGCUUCCAAUUUUCAUUACCACGAGCUUAAACAUGUAGUGAUAGUUGGAUCGGUGGACUACAUACGUCGCGAGUGGAAAAUGCUGCAGAAUCUACCGAAAAUAUCGGUUCUAAAUGGUUCACCAUUAAGUAGAGCCGAUUUGCGUGCCGUUAACGUAAAUCUGUGCGACAUGUGUUGCAUCCUGUCGGCAAAAGUGCCUAGCAAUGAUGACCCCACCCUCGCCGACAAGGAAGCCAUCCUCGCAUCCCUCAAUAUCAAAGCCAUGACUUUCGACGAUACAAUCGGCGUGCUUAGCCAAGUUGGCAGCCCUAUCGUCUUGCAGCGACGAGGAUCCGUUUAUGGAGCGAAUGUGCCAAUGAUCACAGAACUCGUGAAUGACAGCAACGUACAGUUUCUUGACCAGGACGACGACGAUGACCCAGACACGGAACUCUACCUCACUCAACCUUUUGCCUGCGGCACUGCCUUUGCAGUCAGCGUAUUAGAUUCCCUCAUGUCGACGACAUACUUCAACCAAAAUGCGCUGACUCUGAUUCGGUCAUUAAUUACCGGUGGAGCUACGCCUGAGUUGGAAUUGAUCCUGGCUGAAGGGGCAGGCUUAAGAGGAGGUUACAGUACGGCAGAUAGCCUGGCUAAUAGGGAUCGGUGUCGUGUUGGUCAGAUCGCGUUGUACGACGGGCCAUUGGCUCAAUAUGGCGAGGGAGGCAAGUACGGUGACCUCUUUGUCGCAGCAUUAAAGUCGUACGGAAUGCUGUGCAUUGGUCUGUACAGGUACAGGUUUCGAGACACUAGCUCGUCGUGCGACGCCUCUUCCAAACGAUACGUGAUCACAAAUCCACCAGACGACUUCACACUAUUACCCACAGAUCAGGUUUUCGUGCUAAUGCAGUUCGACCCGGGUCUUGAAUACAGGCCGAGCAGAGGUGCUCGAGGCAAAGACGAUUCCUCCUGAUUGUUGCUGUGUAGCGCCCUCACCGACGGACCAUAUUCUUACAUCUAAUCAUGCGUUAGAAAUCAUCGUGCCGCCCGUCGUCCCUACAACUGUCCUGUGUUCGUCGAUAAACGCCGCUGUUCCAUAAUAUCGCGCAUCAUCAACGAGUUAUCGCGAGUUAUUCCGCUUUAAUAUACUUAUUAAAGCGGAUCGCAGCCACGUCCAUUUCCUCGACUGAACGACUACAUACAGCGACAGUGCAACAAACGUAACACUUAUUCGCCGAUUCGAUCACUUCUCGAAAAUUAUCUUGUUCGCCCUGCAUGAAGAUUGCUUUCAUCAAAAUCACCGAAUAUCUCAAGAUGGAUGCGCGAUCGCCGGAAUGAGAAUUCGGGGGAAAAAGAGCCUAACAAAUAUUAAAGAGAAGCGAAAAAAAAACGAGGAGAAGGCUGAAAAGGAUUUAUAAGAGGAGGACAAUGGGAGGGGACAACGGUAAUUGGCAUGAUGCUGUGCGGUCCGAGGGUAGCUACACAUCUCUCUUUCUUCAUUCGAGCAAACAGCAAUCAUCUUCGCUCGAAGACAAUGCUAUAAGGACUGAACUAGAGACAUUUCGCAAAGCGUAACUCUGUGUUAUUGAAACCCCUGCCGAUUCUUUGCGACUGAAAAGAAGGAAAAUGGACGGAGGAGGGACAUUAAUUUUAAAAUCUUAGCACGUGGCAUAGCCUCGACGAACUGUGGAAUUGCAGUAACCCUGCGCGGUGAAACGGAAGAAUAAUCACAGUAAUCUACAUUUUUUUUUCCGGCACGUGUUAAUGUAUAUAAUACGUAACCCAGAGAACACCGUCGUUCAACAACGUGCUGUGAGAGGGCGACGAGAUGACGGGAGGAGAUGGAGGAGGCAGAGAGAAAUUCAGAAGUGCAGCGAACUGAGCUCGUUCGUCGAUGUCUCUCGUUCCUCAUUGAGGGAAUCCCCUCGUCCCGAUCUCGCGUCGGACUCUUAUGGACGGUGCCGGACUACUACGCGCAACCCUUACCUCGUGUGUCUUGUUUUACGAUUAAUGAAACCAAA